AUGAAAGACAUGUCGAGAGGCUUCAGAUUGGAAAUGACGACUCCUGUCCACUGCUGGCAGGAAUCAAGUGGUGUAAUGGCAUGCUUUUCAUAUCCUAUCGCAUCAUCGCUGGUGUUCAUCUACCCUACGCUGGAGCAGAUUCUCAUUCAGAGAGUGCAACUGAAACGAUCAGCAUUUACACAUGCUCUUUUCACUGGAUCAUCUGCAGAUACGAUCUACUCGAUGCCGCUUUUCUAUGAUUCCCCGACAAAUUUGGUCUACUCGGCGAGAUGGUCUACCCUACCCGAUCUAUGGAUAGAGAAUAUGCCAAGUGAGAUGUGUGCUCAAGCAGAAAAGGAGAAGGAAGAACCGGAGGCCGAAUUGCAAGAUAGCGACUUAGUAACGUUGUUCGAACGUUGUGAACCCGUUGAUCGAGUUGAGGUGUCCUGCCCUGAUUUGGCCAUUUUCUAUGAUGUUCAUGAUCUCAAUGUACGGCUCAGCUCAGUUGGAUCAAUGCCCGUCACGGCAAUACAGAAAGAGCAAUUUGCUCUAACUAUGCGUGUUGGGGACCCGAAUAUAAUAGUUCGCGCUGUUCGGGUUGAAUUACCGGCUGAACGAGGUCGAGGGCCAUCCGAAGUUUCUAUUGGCGAUAAGACGUAUCCUCUAACAAUGACGACCGACCUGGCACGAUUUUUCGACAUUCGAUUUACUCGGACGCAAUCGCUGGAACUGUAUGAUCAUAGAAACAUCACUUUGACGUUUUCUGGGAAGAUCUCGAUCACAAGUAGGGAUGACUGUAGUUUCUGUACGGCUAUACGGCAUGUCCAAGCGAGAGUUUGGAUCUCCUCGUUCACAUUUAAUUGCAAGGAUGCCUUUAUCGCUGCCGGACAAGUUCAUAUUGAACGUGAUUCGAAUGCUGACUACGUUGAACACGAGAAAUCUGAUUGUGAAAGAGAGCACUUGACGAAUAACUGUGCUGUAUGCACUUGUGAUGAACAAUGCCUCAAAGCGACCGCUUUUGCCCUGAUAGUCUCACUUACUGAGGCAGAAAUCGACCGCGAUUGGAUGGUGAAAACAGCAUGUCGUUUGAUCAGUCCUCGCUUAUGCCAUCGAGAACUUGUCGAGGCGGCCAAUCGACUGCUAAGAGUGCUUCUAGUGGAUAGUGCUCAUGAUUACUACGCACGGAAGGAUAUGGUCAUCAUAAACGAUUUGGCGGUAUUUUCUCGUGGUAAAGUGCCGAUACCUAGCGACUUGAUGGCAGAUUUUGCACUUCAGCUCAAGUAUAUGAUGUGUACACGUUGGAAGCAAUUUUGGAGCAUUGUGAAACGAAAGUUUGGAAGCUCCGUGGCUAUAAUGUCGUUCCUACGUCGUGAGGUUGCUGCUGCUGCAACAAUGGGUGCACCUUUUGGCGCUUCGGAUCCACUGCCAGCUUUAGAGCUGUACACUGUUCUAUUGUUCAUCCUCUUGUCCGUCAAUGAUACACAUGGGAAGCAGCUUACGGAUGAAUAUCUCAGUUUGUACACUGACCCUAAGACUUCACAUAUAGCUCAUCGUGUACCGACUUGUCGGCCAAACGCUCAUCUAUUCGUUCGCGUUGACUACGAGAAACGACCGAUCUCAAGCCCGCUCUAUGAAUCCAUCAGCGAAAAGAGUGAAUGGCUUCUUCAUCUGUUGCAAGCUGUCUUAGCCAAGAUUCGCGACGAAGGGUCCAUCGGCUCGUUACCUGUUGAAGGUGUUCCUGUUGGGCGUGGUGACACGGUUCCAUCAACAUCUCUUCUGAUCUUUGCUAUGGCUCUCAUGGCUCAGCUGUAUCCAGCAAACCUCUACCCCACGGUUGUUCAAUUGAUUGCCAUGGUAGAUUGGAAAGCGAGCAUAAUUGAGAUCAACGAUCAUAAUUACAGGCAGUUCCUACUGUUUCGCCUCAUCUUCGUACUGCUUCUAAAAUGUGGGGAGCACCUAGAGAACAGAAAGAAAAGCGAGAAGGAGUCUGAAGAGAAGCGAGCUGGUUCGAGCGGCACCAUGCUACCAGAUGUUGACUCGGGCUCACCGUCAAGCUCAAUGCCGUCGGGCGGAGUGGAGUUCGGAGCUGAUGGCUCGAGAGAGGCCACACCCAUUAGUUCGUCAGAAGAUCGAACAACGACAAAACGUCGAAGCACGGAGAAAUUGCUCGGACAGAUUGUGAAUCAGCUGUGCAAUGCAGGAGCCCUAGAAUUCUGUCGUGAUUUGCUAGAAAGCGUUGCAAGCUACUGGCGUACAGCAAGGGAGCACAGAACGGCACCUAGAGCCUGGUCACGCGACUGUGGGGCGACGCGCACAGGAGUCAUGGAUGCUCGAGAACACUACUACACGAUGAUCACUGACGUUGCGCUACGUCUACCUUGUCAGAUGAGACGAAUACUGAGUGAUGUGAAGUUUGACGAAAGAUGGCAACGAAUCCUCUGCGAGCUUUUUCCUCAACACGCUCCCAGCUUCGCAGACAGAGAAGAAGGUUCUUUGGCGAUGUUCAAUGGAGACAAGCAGAAAUAUCGUGAACUUAACUGGCUCCUGCAACUAGCUUGUCGGGUGGCCGAUGCUGUUUCAUGCAGUGUAGUAGACUUACUGGUAUCGGCAAUUCGUGAAACUCCCGGACAUCAGGGUGAAAACAUCCAUCUGGCUGACAAAAUAAUCUAUGAAGAGAAGAAUCGAUGCCUGCUGAUGAUGCUACUUGUUCGUUAUUUGAUCGGACGUGAUGAAAAUAGAAGAUGGUUAAUGCACGGCUUGCUGAGGUCGACCAUCCAGUUGGCUAGUCGACAGAAUCAGAUGACGUUACUUCGUAUUCUGUGGAAUGAUCUAUGGCCCCUUGCCCGAGGUCUCGGUGAUCAUGCCGCACAGCUGGCAGACAUACUGUCCACCUAUGCUUCACGCCUAUUCAGUUCAGCAGAGAUGCAAGCAGUAUGCGACGCUGAACUAGAAGCGAUCAGUGCUACGGUUGCCAGAAUCGAAAAAGAAGGCCAUGCCGGUUGGUAUCGCCAGAUGACAGGACUCGGAUUAGGAUGGAAGACAAUGCUGAUGGACACCAGUCCGUGCCUCGUGUGCUUUUCCAGAAAG
Ostertagia ostertagi is the source of this 3066-nucleotide messenger RNA. The record is from the annotation of a GenBank genome assembly. Lineage: Eukaryota; Metazoa; Nematoda; Chromadorea; Rhabditida; Trichostrongylidae.